Molecule: messenger RNA, 3911 nt
Organism: Cheilinus undulatus (humphead wrasse)
Lineage: Eukaryota; Metazoa; Chordata; Actinopteri; Labriformes; Labridae
Gene: vstm2a
Product: V-set and transmembrane domain containing 2A
Exons: 5
Coding region: 441-1151 (236 amino acids)
Source: RefSeq, a predicted model, not a curated record
UUGUCUUUGACGCCAAAGUGCGCGGCGCAUCUUCAGAAACAAGCGGUCAAGGUGACAGAAAGGAGCCGGAUGAAGACUAGAUUUGCAGAGGUGUGGAGCGCGUGGAUGCCACAGUGAUCCACUAGACUGACGUCUCUCCGGUAGCGCAGACGAACACCGCAGCAGCCCCGGUUAUUUUACAGACUUCAGUGCAGCCAGGCAGUCGACAGUCUCUCCUGCACAGAGAGACGCUGCGAGCGGAAUUUAAAAAAAAAAAAAAAGAACUUCAGCAUCGACAAGCUGUAGUUUUGCAGCAUGAUCCACCUUCUGAAAUCUCCGUUUCAACGCACGAGCCCAGCAACUGUUUGAUUUUGCUGGUGUGUUGGCUUUUUUCGGGGAAACAUUCGUCUUUUUUUUUCCUCCUUCGGCUGAUGUAAAAGAAUCAACCUCUCUAUAUUGGAAUGAUGUGGACCUCUCAUGAUACUGUUGGAUUUGUUUUCUUAGCCGGAUUUUGUGUGCAAUUCGGAUUCUCCUUUGAAGGUCGCUUCACGGAUCUGCCCUCCAAUAUGACGGUUAAAGAGGGACAAAACAUAGAAAUGGCGUGCGCGUUCCAGAGCGGAACCGCGUCAGUCUAUUUGGAGAUCCAGUGGUGGUUCGUGAAAGCGCCGGAACCCACUGACAGCGAGGAAGACGUGGAUGCCGAAGAGAUGGAGAUGAUACCAGAGCCGGAUCCUGAUGACGAGGGGACAAAAAUAAGUACAGUGAAAGUCCAGGGCAAUGACAUCUCACACAAGCUCCAGAUCUCCAGAGUCAGCAAGAAUGAUGAAGGACUAUAUGAGUGCAGGGUGACACGGGCCAACUACGGGGAGAUUGUGGAAUACAAAGCCCAAGCCUGGCUGAAGGUCAACGCCACAGCCAGGCCAAGACGACCAUCGCCGCCUUCCGAGAAACGUUCCCCGAUGCACCUGAAAGACAAGAAGCCGAGAAAGCCCAGCUCAUCUCUGGGCCAAGACAGCAUGAGUUCAGACCAGAGGGUGGACUCCACUUCAACCUCCCACACAUCCUCCAACACAAACAAACACAACCCUGGCUCAGGUACAAGAAUAUCAUCCAGCUAUGGACUGGCUGUCCUCCUUCUGGCAUGUGGUUUGGUGAGGGAUGCCUUGUUAUAAUUUGAAGAACUGACAUGGUUUGUGCCCAGAUCCUGCUCUCUCUCUCUGUUUGCCCUCAAAGCGAACAAGAAAAUUGCCUGUUUUAUUUUUAUUUUUUUGCCCUUCCCACCACGCGGACGGCACAGUUGGCCCUCAUUUCCCAGCCACCACUGCUCUUGCACCCAGCACAUUGUUAUUAGCCACUGUAAACACCGGUCACCUUUAAACCAGUCGGAUUACCUUUUGUACAGACGUCGACUCGACACCAUCUGAGGUGCAAGGCUGCGAAAAAACAGACUCUGCAUCUGGUUGGAAAACUCUCAUGGAGGAAUGACUUUGUUUCGCUGUUCCUGUUCAUGUGUUCAUUGCUCAAAAGUGAACAAGAAAAAAGGAGAAUCUACAUUUGUGUAAUAUAUAUAUGAUUCUAGAUAUAUGUUUUAUUUGAAACACUGAGAAUAACUAUAUGUGCUGUAUACAUAGCUCACCUUAUUGGCAUUGUGAGUAGGCACCCGGCCAUCUCAAAGGAACAAAAGUAAUUCAGACUGUUACAGUUAACCAUCAGGUUUAAAUGACUGAAUUUGUAUUUUCCUUCAGCUGUAUUAGCCAUCCGAAUCUAAUGUGCAUUAUUGAACAUCUUGUUGGUGAUGCAGGUGUGCAUGCUUCUUGGUCUGAAGACUUAAAAGAGGGUAAUGUGAGCUUCAAAAGUCAGCACUUGGAGUUCAGUGCUGCAGUAUCUUGAAUUUAGCUUUAUUUUGAUGUGCUAGCUUCGGUGUGAAAAAAUAGCCCCCUGUCAUUUUUAAUUUGUAUUGCAUCCUCGGUAGGAAUAAAAAAAGGAUGUUACACUUUAUGAGUCAUUUAAAAUCCUAAUAUGUGACCAUUGGGUGAUUAAUUUUAAUCCACUUGCACCAUUUUUUAAACGGCAUGCCUCGGUUGCUGUGCACAUCCCUGGUAUGUCUCAUUAUUGCAUAAGGGCGACUGAGUCCUCAUCCGUUUUGGAUCACAUUUCUAGAUGUUUUCUUAACUCUACACACGCCAAUUUUCAGAAGAUAUAAGCUACUUUAGGUGUAAUUCUCUCCUAUUUUUCUCAAUUAUAUAUUUCUGCUUUAUUUUCAGAUGAUAUAUCAUAGAGAUUUUUAUUCACGCAAAGCAUUUAUAAGCAAAACGCUUUGACAAUCUGACACAAACACAGACAAAGGUGUUUUUAGGUUUUAUAGCGCAAAAAGCUUCAGAUUAUUACAGAGAUGCAGUAUAAGCUAUAAAAUAAAUGGGAUUCUUUUGUUGUUGUUAACUUUUGAGCUGGAAAGGGAAUCGUGCACCAUCCAUCAGAAAGGCAGUGGCUCCAACUCAAACUGAAACAUUUAUGAAUAAUAGAGUAGGUGAUUUAUGUCUCAAGAGCUGUAAGUGAAUGUUACCCGCCAUGAGGAUCAUGCUGCUGGAGAGCAGCGGUCGCCCUGCAAUAAGAUCAAUAUUUUAUUUUGGCAGACAUCGACUCCUAAGCACAUUCUAUUUUUGCUCAGUUGGUGCCCAAAAUUGACUUUAAAGCAUGAUUAUGUGAUCCCUCAUAUGUUGUAUGCUAUAAUCUAACAUUCAUACGGAUGAAUCCGUGUGCUGCUUGUUCUCAAAAAGGCAAAGUCACCACCACAUUCUGAGCUUUUAUUCUGCUUUGCAGUCAGAGCAACAGUCCCUUCUGUAUAGUUGCACUGCAGUCCCAAAGAACUAUGGCGGGGAGGGGAAACUUGAGAAGCAUCAGCCUCAAGCCGGGGGUACAAGAUGUGCAGGUGAUAGAGGACAACGCUGUCUAAUCCCUCUGGUUGAAAAUAGCUUCAGGGUGCGGUUAAUCUAGCAUCACCAUCAUAUAUAAAUAUAUAAGCCACUCUGCAGUGACUGGAAAUCAAUUACUGUGUUUUAAAAUGUUAUGUAAAAAAGAUUCAGAAUGUUUAGUUUCAGCUUAUUUUGAGGUAUUGAGAAUGGAUGAUUGUAGUGGAAACGUGCCCGGGCACUUUGGAGAGUGUGCGCAGUACGAGCGGACGGUUUGUCCAACCCUCAUGUAAAAAGUUACAGAUCUGUACAACUUGUAAAUGAAAUAAUCAGCAUGUUAACAUGUUUUUUUUAAUCCAUUUAAAAAGGCAGAGGCCAAUGAUGUUCUGUACUUGUAACAAUGGUGUCAUGUACUCAUAUUCAAGUGUUAACAAGUCCAAAGUGGGUUUUUCAUCUCUUCAAAAUGAACUUGGAUAAAAUGUAUUUGACAAAAAAAAAUAUCUAUCUAUAUAUAUUAGAGACAUCUCCUUUAUAAAGCUUCAUCCUAAUCUAGGGGACUUUUGGUUUAAGGUCCUUGCAACAAGUAACAAAGAUGGAAGCGAUGAUUGAUUUGUGAUCAGAGCGAUGAAAAAAUGACACUGAGUCAUGAGUUUGAGUCGUGACCGAGGCUGAAUUGCUUGCAAGCAACAAAGCCUCAGUUACCAAAGAGGAGAACAGUUCACGAAGACGGCGAGAGCAGCAGUUCCUUCAUCCAGGGAUGUUAUUUCAGAAACGUCACACAAGCAUUUCUCCGUUCUGUUUUAUACCCAUCCACUCUAGAUGUAUUUGUUUCUUCUAAUGUAUUUCAUUUCAAUGCGGUCCUGUCUGUUUGUUGAGCUGUCAAAAAUUCUGAUGAAUUAUAGUUCUCUCUUUUCUUUGGUAUUGUGUGAGGCUUCUGUACUGGAACAUUGCAACAGUUUGUAUUAUAAUGACGAUAUCAGAAUAAUAUUUAAAUAAACCAUUUUCACAGAUGAAAUUCAAACA